AUGAUUUUGCAUUUCAGGUAGGGGGUGUGCACACCAUUUGUGGCCUCGGCUGUCAAUCACUGGGUUCUAGUUGCUUCUGCACACUGCUUUGUAUUGCUCUGCACAGCAGAGCAAUACAAAGCAGUGUGCUUACAGUGUAAAGCACACACAGCACACUGUUAACCCUUUGAUUACCCCAGAUGUUAACCCCUUCCUGCCCAGUGUCAUUAGUACAGUGUCCGUGCAUUUUUUUAGCACUGAUCACUCUAUUGGUGUCACUGGGGAUGUCACUGACAGUCAGUUCCCCCCAGUGUCAGAAUGCCCGCCGCAGUCCU
This is a messenger RNA of Staurois parvus, 314 nucleotides long. The record is from the annotation of a GenBank genome assembly. NCBI's taxonomy places the organism in Eukaryota, Metazoa, Chordata, Amphibia, Anura, Ranidae.